AUGUCUUUUCUCGCUCGGCCAUGCCGAAGAGCGAGUAGAAUAAGUCUGCAAAGCUUCCAAUCAAGGCGAAACUUCAGCCGGACACAAGCUGUCGCCGCACCUAUCACCGCUGAAGAAGUCCAAGGCGCUCACAAAUAUUGCGUCGCUCUGCUCUCCAAAUAUGACCGCCCCUCCUACACAUUGAGCACCUUCGUCCCGCGCCAUGCGCAAUCCUUCUACAUCGCGCUGCGCGCAUUGAACGUUUCCCUCUCCAUGAUCCCAGACACAACCUCAUCCCCAACAAUCGGCCUAAUGCGCCUCCAAUUCUGGCGCGAUGCCGUAACAAAAAUCCUAGCGGGCACGCCGCCAAAAGAACCCGUCGCCAUCUUGCUCGCCUCCGCCAUCUCCGAUCUCCACGAGCGCACGCAGGGCCGGGCGCGGAUCAGCAAGGGCUGGUUGACUCGCAUAAUCAACUCGCGAGAACAGACGUUAACAAAUGAUCCAUAUACGAAUAUUGCCGCGCUAGAGUCCUAUGCUGAGAAUACCUACUCGACACUUAUGUAUUUGACGCUUUCUGCCCUUCCCAUGGCAUCUGUAACGGCCGACCAUGUUGCGUCGCAUAUUGGAAAGGCUGUUGGGAUUGCAGCUGUAUUGCGUGGACUGCCUUUUGUUGCGUUUCCCACACAGCCUGCUCAGUCGCCUUCUGGUGGUGCUGCGAAUAGCCUAAUGGGUGGUGGUGCGAAGCAAGGUGCUGUGAUGUUGCCUUUGGAUGUUAUGGCGCAGGCGGGUGUUAAGGAAGAAGAGGUUCUUCGACGGGGAGCUGAGGCUGAGGGUCUUCGGGAUGCAGUCUUCACGGUUGCGACGCGGGCGAGUGAUCAUCUGAUUACCGUGCAGCAGAUGCUGAACAAUCUCCGUGCCGGAGAAGAUGUGGGCCACGACUUCGAGCAUGAGGGUGAAGAGGGUCAUGAGUAUAGUGUCUCUGAUGCUCGAAGUGGUGAGUCGCCUCUAGAUGAGAUCAACCGGGCCUUUGGUGUCUUCAUGCCGGCCGUGGGCACGAGAUUGUGGCUCGAUCGCCUUGAGAAGCAUGACUUUGAUGUUUUUAGUCCGGAGCUGCUUCGAUCUGACUGGAGACUUCCGUGGAAGGCUUAUAUGGCGUUCCGACGGAAGUCUUUUGAUUAG
Penicillium arizonense is the source of this 1158-nucleotide messenger RNA. RefSeq lists its product as uncharacterized. Gene Ontology annotation, biological process: biosynthetic process; mitochondrial respiratory chain complex I assembly. Bases 1 to 1158 code for a protein of 385 amino acids. Gene Ontology annotation, cellular component: mitochondrion. Lineage: Eukaryota; Fungi; Ascomycota; Eurotiomycetes; Eurotiales; Aspergillaceae. The transcript is spliced from 2 exons. The record is from RefSeq and is a predicted model, not a curated record.